Molecule: messenger RNA, 2710 nt
Organism: Strongylocentrotus purpuratus (purple sea urchin)
Lineage: Eukaryota; Metazoa; Echinodermata; Echinoidea; Camarodonta; Strongylocentrotidae
Exons: 1
Coding region: 773-2107 (444 amino acids)
Biological process (GO): deoxyribonucleotide biosynthetic process
Cellular component (GO): cytosol
Molecular function (GO): ribonucleoside-diphosphate reductase activity, thioredoxin disulfide as acceptor
Source: RefSeq, a predicted model, not a curated record
UUCAUUCCUUCUACGUGUAUUCAGACAUUUUACAGUUUCGACACGUAGGAGAUACUUCCGUUCCUUUGUUGAGAACGAUCGCCGUCAUGCCAAGGUCCCGACAAGAAAACAUAGUCAAUACUUAUAUAGCACCCCACUACCUUCCUCUUAAAUUGUUCAACUUUGAAACAAUCGACAUUAUAAUAACGAAUGAAACGGGUGAGGUAGUACCAUUUGAACGUGGGAAAGUGCUAGUUACGUUACAUUUUCGAGAACGCUCUUCGCGAUUAUCCUAAAUAAAAGUAUGUACCCUUACGCAACGAACCGUGUACUCCGUAGUCACGUGUUCCAUAAUCAGAUGGGGCGUGGUCUACCCGUAUUCAGAGGAGCCGCUAUGCAACGUGGACACGGUCUAGGGAGUCUGGUCAAGGGUCUUUUUCGUGCAGCUACUCCUUUAUUGAAGAAAGGGGCCUUUGCAUUGGGAAAGGAAGCCAUGUCGACGGGUGUCAAUAUUAUGCAAGACACCCUCAGCGGUCAAUCAUUGAAAUCUGCGGCUAAGAGAAAUGUCAAGAGAGCUGGAAAACGUUUGGCGGGUAAAGCUAUGGGAGGUGUGCGCAAGAAAAUGAAGGCAAAAGCGAAACAAAGAGGAGGUGCUCGCUUUCUACUCGUGAGAGAUGUUAAAAAGCAGUCGCGGGGUAGAAAACGUGUCAUUAAAGCUAAAGGCCGGCGUACGAAAAGACCUCGCGUGGAAGAUAUUUUUGAUUAAUAACGACUGGAGUUAAACUGUAUAAACAUGUCUCUUUUACAUGAAAAAAGCGACGCUUGUUGUAAAUCUGAACUUGAUUUGUUCACGGUACCACACACUCAACUUAGUAUUACCAAAGGACCCUUUAUAGAAUAUCACCCCGUCAGUAAUAUAACCGAUACAGGACCUAUUGAAUUCAACGUCGCUGGAACGGCCGAAGAGUAUGUCGAUCUUUCGCAAACCAUGCUACAAGUUUCUGUCAGAGUAUUGAAAGCAGACAAUACGCCUAUCACCGCCGAUGACCCCGUAGCACCUGUGAAUCUCUUCCUCCCUUCACUUUUUAGUCAGGUGGAUGUCAUGUUGAAUGAAAAACUGGUAUCACAACCCUCCAAUACAUACCCUUAUAGGGCAUUAAUGGAGACGUUACUACACUACAACAAGGAGACAAAAGACUCGCAGCUUACACAACAGCUGUAUUACAAGGAUGAAGCGGGGAAAAUGGAGGUGGUAAAUCCUUUAUUGCAAGGAGAGCACGGGAAUCAAGGACUCGCAAAAAGACACGGAUUCAUCGCUGAGAGCAAACUUCUUUCUAUGCUGGGACCCAUCUACGCAGACGUGUUCUUUCAAGAAAGAUUAUUAUUACCGGGGGUUGAUUUGAAACUCAAGUUGAAUCGUAGUAAAGACGCAUUUUGUCUUCUUUCUUCAAAAGCAAACGCGGCCUACAAAGUAAAGAUCGAAUCUGCUGCCCUCUUCGUUCGCAGAGUCAAGACGAGCCCUUCCAUCAUGAUUACCCAUGCCAAGGCCUUGGAGAAAACAACUGCCAAAUAUCCACUCAACAAAGUGGAUGUACGCUCUUUCUCAAUUCCUACUGGAAACAUGUCCAUCAACCGAGACAACCUAUUUUUAGGACAACUACUAAACCGUAUCAUCAUCGGGUUAACUGACAACGACGCCUACAACGGUAGUUAUGCCAAAAACCCCUACAACUUUAAACAUCUGAAUAUCAACUAUAUAUCAGUGACGAUCGACGGAGAAACGGUUCCCAUGCGCCCUUUACGGCCCUGCUUUGAAGAGGGAGCGGGUCAGCACUAUAUACACGCUUACAAUUCCUUAUUCAUGGGUACAAAUCGUCUUUUCGCGGACAAAGGCCUGGAUAUAAAUAGAGAGGAAUAUCCUAAAGGGUUCACUUUAUUCGCUUUUGACCUUACCCCGGAUGUGUCAGACGGAUGUCAUUUAAAUCUGAUUAAAAGUGGUAAUUUACGUCUUGAACUACAAUUUGACAGACCCCUCCCCAACACGGUCAAUUGCCUCGUAUUUUCAGAAUCCCAAGGACUGAUCCAGAUCGAUAGAAGCCGCAAUCUCAUUUAUGAUUAUCAGGGUUGAGAAAAUAAAAGGAUGGAUACUUCACAAAUUCAACAUGUGCUCGUGAACCACCCAGCCACGAAAGACCAGUUUAAAGGCGUUUUCGCCUUGGACCAACUUCCACGUAGGGUGAAUGACAAUAUUGGAUGUUACGUCGUAAAUACAGACCCAAGCACCAGCCCCGGUACCCACUGGGUAGCAUUAUAUUUCAACGACGGGAAGGGGACUUUUUUUGACUCGUAUGGAAACGCCCCUUUGUAUUAUGACAGGAAGCUUUAUAGUUUUAUGAUGGGAAAAUCUAUAACAAUGGACUAUAAUGAAAAGAGACUUCAAGGAACCCUUUCUUCCGUGUGUGGACAAUAUUGUAUAUUUUAUCUCAUCGGUCGUUGUAAAGGGUAUACGACGCGGGGUAUUUUAAAGGGGUUUGGGAAAGACCACAGUAGGAACGAUAUGAAGAUAAAUGAUUGGUUUAACAGGAAACAUAAUACAUCGUUGCCCGUUCUUGAUAUUAAUUUCACUCUUCGGCAAAUUGCACGAAGUAUCGAUGAAUUGUAAAUAAUCCGCUCGCCUAUCCUACACGUUGAUUUGUUUUACUUUGUAAAUAUACAUUUUGUUUUAAGUUUA